This is a messenger RNA of Eufriesea mexicana, 4213 nucleotides long. It is a transcript of the gene pns, whose product is annotated as DENN domain containing pinstripe. Gene Ontology annotation, molecular function: small GTPase binding; guanyl-nucleotide exchange factor activity. Lineage: Eukaryota; Metazoa; Arthropoda; Insecta; Hymenoptera; Apidae. Bases 152 to 4162 code for a protein of 1336 amino acids. The transcript is spliced from 21 exons. The record is from RefSeq and is a predicted model, not a curated record.
CGUUACGUUCGGUACGCGUCAACAUCAGCUGUUGUUUCGCUCUCGCGUGAAAUGACAGUUUCGUGGAGGUUCAUAAUGUGGAUAUCGUUUUCGUGAGGGUGCUUCGUGUACCGCGGAGGUGAGCUGUAUCCGAUCUUUUUUUCCGGGUAAGAUGAACGGGAGUCUGGGAAUAAUGCGCGGACCAGAGCAACAUCCACAGAGGUUCGCGGAUUAUUUUGUCAUAUGCGGACUGGACAAAGAUUCAGGCUUAGAGCCAGACAAAUAUUUCGGUGACUCUUUACAAUGUACACCUUUGGAUCGAGCAUAUAAAAGCAAAGUGUUGGGACAUCACCCAGAUUCAGUACCAUGGAACCCUUUCGACGAACACGCUGUCUGCAUGCUCUGCCUGCCGAGCGGCCUGAGAUUCCGAACGCAGAAACACUCGGUGGAACCGACGUUCCACUCGUUCGUACUCACCAAAGAGGACGGACACAGAACUUACGGGUUCAGUCUUGUUUUCUACGAGGAGUGCCGGAAUCGCAAAAUAUGCGCGGCUAUGCAAACCCUCCAGGCGAUGCACAUCACGGAACUGAGCAGCGGCCAAAACGGUACACCACCAACGGCAAGAAAAGGCCAGGAUGGACAUAACACGCGAUCGUUGCCACGGCAUUUCAAGCUAUCAGCACAUUCACCAGGUGCUGCAUUAGGCUACUACGACUCUACCAAAGACAAGUUGCUAGUGACUAAAUCGAUAUCCUUGCUAUGCCAGCAGCCUUACCUUCAUGCCGCGAAAACGUUCCUUACUAAUCUUUACAAAUGUGUUCCUAGACAUCCAGGACCUGGUCUUAGCUUAGAGUCUUAUGUAUACAAUCUGCUGUACAACGUGCCGGUACCAUUGCCUGGAAAGUCGUUAAAGUUCUUCAUUCCCAACGAUGAGCCAGCGAAAUCACCGUUGGAGCUGGUUAUCCAUCAGCCGACGCCAUCACAAGAGCUACCGAUGCUAGAUUAUCCUCUGAAAGACAUGUUCACAUGGCUUGGCGCGGACUGCGUGAUUCAAUUGUUCACGUGCGUUCUAUUGGAGAACCAAGUGUUGCUCAGAAGUUCGGAUUUCCACAAGCUAAUGGUAGUAUCUGAGUGCAUAACGGCGCUCCUUUUCCCGUUUUCCUGGCAACAUGUGUACGUGCCGAUAUUGCCCGCCAGUUUACAUCAUUUCUUGGACGCGCCGGUACCGUUUAUAAUGGGUUUACACGCGCAAAGUGAGGGCGGUGUACUGAAAAUUGCCAGUGAAGCAAAUCUUUGUUAUGUAGAUAUAGAUAAGCAAAGUAGCCAAUUUCCGGAAGAGUUACCUGUAUUUCCUCACAAAAUGCAAUUCAUUGCUGAGAUUAGAGCUCUCUUAAACAAGUACAAAGUACCACAUACAGGAAAGACUGAUAACAUGGUCAUAAAUCAUUAUAACGGUGACAUCAUGACUAGUAGUUUGACGCUUCCUGGUUCUGGAUUUCAUCUUCCUCGUAGAAAACAUUCAUUACAUGAUGUGUUGGAUUGGGAUCGACCGGAAUCAACACCGCAGUCAGACACAUUACAGAGGAUAGUAGAUAUUGUUAAAAGGACAGGAGUGAAUGUGGAAGAUAUUGAUUCAUUGGAAGAUAAUGGGAAAGAGCGAAUAUUCUCUCCUCAAGAGGAGUAUCAGGAAACGCUUAUAUUUAAUAAUGCCAUUAGAGAAACCUUUUUGAACCGUUUUGUACAAAUAUUUUCUAGUUAUGAACACUUCGUUAUUCAGCCAAGUCAGGAUAAAGAUGAAUGGUUGAAUAAUAGGGAUAGUAUGCAUGUUUUUGAUAAGGCUACAUUUUUAUCCGAUCAACCUACACAGCAUUUGCCAUUUUUAUCAAGAUUUCUAGAGACACAAAUGUUCGCAUCUCUUGUCGACAGCAAAGUUAUGUCAACGUGGAGCGAGCUCGAUUUUAAUAUACGAGUUUUUGAUCAAAGAAUUUCUCUGUUAAGAAAAAAAGUUGGGGAAGGUAUCGUUCGGUCGACACGCUAUGAACCUUGUACAAGUGUUGAAGAAUCGCAAAAAGUAUUAGAACAAAGAUUGACAAACGUAGAUUUUGAAACGAAUCCACCUGCUGAAAUUCUUCCUCAUAGAGCGGCGUAUUUUCGAAGUUUUCCGCUAUUAGAUAGUGUUGCUCUAAACAAGGAACCGGCUCAUAGCAUACUUCGUAGUCGAAGGGGUCAAACACAAUGGAAGUAUAAAAUGAAGUCCAUGGAGUCGAAUGGAAAAACUCCGGCACCUCAGGAAACUCAAUCGCCUCGACCUCAAACCAAAUUGUCUGCAGAUAUGAGUCCAGCAUUAAUAGCGCAAGCAAAUUGGACGUUCGUUGAAAAAUUGCUCAAGGAUUGUAAAUCAAAAACGAAAAGAAUGUUGGUUGAAAAAAUGGGUUCCGAAGCGGUUGCAUUAGGUCAUGGAGGAGAAUCAUUGUCCGACGUUGAAGAAAAUACGCUAGUCGCCAGUCUUUGUGAUCUCUUAGAACGAGUUUGGAGUCAUGGAUUGCAAAACAAACAGGGGAAAAGUGCUCUUUGGUCACAUCUUACUAUGUAUCAAGCAUUAGAAGAGUGUAACGACCCAAGUAAACCCAUAGAUCCUAACUUUCUUUCUCCUGCCAAGAAAUCGUCAAGUAAGUUUUUUGGAUUACCGGACCGUUUAAUUUCAUCCUUAAAGGGCAAAAAUAUUUUUGAGAUUGCUUCUUAUAUCAAGGAGAAUUUUAAUGAUCUACCAAAUUUGGCACUGGAAAUCGACUCUCCUACACGUGGCACGGACAAGCAUAAAUCCCCUGGUGACAGAAAAAUUGGUCCUGAACACUUGAGGCCUUUACCUGAUUCCUUGCUCUUCGAUAUUCGGAACGUGCAAGCGAUGACUGAUAUUAAAACGCACAUUGGAUAUGCCAGAGCUUGGGUCCGAUUAGCACUUGAAAAAAAACUUCUUUCUCGCCAUUUGAAAACUCUGUUAUCGGAUACUAGGCUGUUAAGAAGUCAGUAUAAGCGCUCGGCAUUUUUGCGUUGUGAAGAAGAGAAGGAGCAAUUCUUGUAUCAUCUUUUAACACUGAAUGCUGUUGAUUAUUUCUGCUUUACUAACAAUUAUCCAACUACAAAAUUGCCAUACAGGGUCGUUAUAUUUCCUACUCGAAAAGCUAGUGCAGCUACUACUUCAGCAAACAGCUGGAUCGCUAUUUCUGGCACGCUUUGUGAAACAAAUCCAGUUCCGAUUCCGAAGGGAGCAUUGGAAUUUGUGUUUCAUCAUAAGAAUUUGGGCGUUCUCUCUACAUUACGUAUAGGACAUGACAAUACAGGCCUUUCGCCUAAAUGGAUGGUAGAACACGUUGUAGUGAGAAAUGAAGUUACAGGGCAUACGUUUAAAUUUCCCUGUGGUAGAUGGCUUGGUAGAGGUAUUGAUGACGGAUCUACUGAAAGAUUAUUAGUAGGCGCUUUGGUACCACGUAGUAUUGAUAGCGAAGAAUUGGUUGAAUCGUGUUCAACACCACCAAGAUGUAGAUCUCCGAGCAUACCUAGACGUCCAAUAUUGUCUCAAGUCGAAUUGCAGCAUAUGUUGGGUGAAUCUGUAAAUGCUAUUGUCAAAUUCCACUAUAGAAGAGAAUGUCAAGAUGGUUCUUUGACUGCUCUACUUUGUGGAGAAGGUGGUCUUGUACCAUCAUUAGAGCAAAUAUUUUUAUUUGGAUUUAAAAACCAAAGGAUAUUUGGAAGGAAUUUUUAUGUUUGGGAUUAUCUCUUGCGUGUGAAAGAAAAUUUUGAAAUUUCUUUGUUGGAAGAAAUGGAUGAAUAUUCCCAGAGGCUAAAUAGAGAUAGACGACUUCAUGCAAAAAACAGUCAAAGAUUUACGACUUUAAGAUGUUAUUGUCAUCUUAUUGAUCAAAUUAAUAUGUUCAGUCAGACUCUUGGUAAAGAUGGAAAAUUUCAGUUAUUCAUUUGCUUAGCAGCAAGAGAGCAGCUUCUUCAUUCGAUGCUACGGCCAAUGAGCGAAGCGCGUUCUACUGCGGACAUGUAUGAAGAAAAUUCCUUUUUAAGAAAUUUUACAUUAUUGAAUUUCCUUAUUCAUAUUCUUGAACCAUUAAGCGAAUUUCACAUUGUCCUUGAAAAGAGUUUGACUCAUGGAAUUUCGAGUAUAUGUUAAUUCAUUAUGAACAUUCCACAUAAUUAGGAUACAUUUCUUUGAAGCGGCACA